Epithele typhae is the source of this 831-nucleotide messenger RNA. RefSeq lists its product as uncharacterized. Gene Ontology annotation, cellular component: fungal-type cell wall. The transcript has 4 exons. The record is from RefSeq and is a predicted model, not a curated record. Lineage: Eukaryota; Fungi; Basidiomycota; Agaricomycetes; Polyporales; Epitheliaceae. Bases 1 to 831 code for a protein of 276 amino acids. Gene Ontology annotation, molecular function: structural constituent of cell wall.
AUGUCCGCGCACCGGCGCGAGUCGUUCGACGGCGCGGGUGUGGGCACGAUGGAGCCGAUCAGCCCGUCGAGCGUGCCCGGGCUCGGGUUUGACGAGGACGCGUUCGAGGACGACCGGGAGUCGGAGGGGUCGUCGCUGCCAUCGGCGGCGUCGGAGGUGCAGCGGCGGGACGUGGACUGGUACCACGCGCCGCUCGCGCAGGCGCCCCAGCACCACCUCGAGCAGCACCAGAGUCAGGUGCAGGGGAGCCCUGAGUCGGAGCGGGAGCAGCCUGAGGGCAGCCUGGUGACGCCGCCAGGCGAGGGGGUCGGCGAGCAGCGGGGGCCGGCGAAGAAGCGCAAGAUGCACCAGUGCACGGUCUGCUUCAAGAUGUUCCCGCGGCCGAGCGGGCUCGCGAUGCACAUGAACUCGCACGCGGGCGCGAAACUGCCCGGUCCUGACGUGCACAAAGCCGUUUGCGGUCCGGUCGAACGCAAAGCGGCACCUGCGCACGCACGGAAUUUUCCCCUCGGUGGAGCACGGCUCAAGACCUUCCUCGUGCACGAGGUGAAGCGGCUCCCGCCGAAGCUGCGCUGGGUGCUGUCUGCGCUCUCGACCCGGACGAACGCCGGGGCGCUCCCGCGCACGGCGAACUCGGCUGCCGGUUCUGCGAUCUUGGCAGCGAUUGGUGCGACGCUGCAGAACACGAACGUGGAGCUUGGGCUGAAGUGCUCACCGAUCGACGUGGUCGCUGUCGGGUCGGGCAACGCUUGCACGACCAACACGGUGUGCUGCAAGAACAACAACAUCGGUGGCGGCGUGUCCGCUGGCUGUGUCCCGGUCACGCUCUAA